AUGACAGAAACUAAAGUUCACCAAACACGCAAAUUCAAGUUCAAAAACACCACAAACUCAAGUUCAAACAAGACACAAACUCAAGUUCAACCACAACACAAACUUAAGUUCAACAAUUGCCACCAAUUAAUGUUCACCAAAAACCAAAGACUCAAGUUCAACAAGCACACAAACUCAAAUUCAACCAAUACCCAAUUCUCAAGUUUAACAAAUUCCACACCCUCAAGUUCAAAAACACCAAAAACUCAAGUCAAAAACAUGACACAAGCUCAAGUUCAACAAACACACAAACUCAUGUUCAACCAACACCUGAUUCAAAGGUUUAACAAUUUCCAAUACCUCGAGUUCCAAAACAACAGAAACUCAAGUUAA
Xyrichtys novacula (pearly razorfish) is the source of this 372-nucleotide messenger RNA. Lineage: Eukaryota; Metazoa; Chordata; Actinopteri; Labriformes; Labridae. The record is from the annotation of a GenBank genome assembly.